UGAUGUCAGUCGCGUUUUUUUCUUCUUCUUCUUUUUGUGGUGCUGUUUCUCAUAUCAUGUUCAUGUGGCUGACCUGCUUUCAUGCUUCUACAGUCUUACGUGUUACUUCAAAGUAACUCACAUUUUUCACCCACUUAAGGAGCGACUACUUUUGCAUUUACUCUGAGUGGGGGUUAUUAUUUAAGGCCCACUCUGUGCCCAUGGAUCUACUAUGUGCUAGAAUCUUUCUUCUUGUAGUCACAGGAGCUUUGAUCAGUAAUACUUUUCAAGUGGAAGAACUGAAUGUCCAAUUGGAACCAAAGAACAGCACAGUCUGUGAAGGAGACUCCGUCACACUCAACUGCACUUUUCAACCGGCUGGAAAGUACAAAGUGAAAUGGUACUAUAGCCAGACUAACUUAGGCUGUAACUCUGCAACAGACGGAAUUAGUACAGAAAAUAAUGACAAUUGGUCAACAUUCAACAUUCCUUCCAUCAAGACCAAUGACAGCGGAUGGUACUUCUGCAAGGUUACGAGAGAUAUUCCUAUUCUAAUAGAAAGCUGCAGUGAUGGAAUACAAGUUCUGGUCUAUGCCAACAAAACCCCAGAGAAUCAGACGCCAAAUCCCACUACAGAAGAUUUACCCAACACUUGCAUGACGACUACAAUAACCUCUACACCAUCGUCAGAUCCCCCCAGUUUUGAUCAUCCGUGGUGGAUAUGGGUAGCGCUGGCAGUUGGAUGUGUCGUACUAGUUGUGUCAAUUGUUGUCAUAUACAUCUUAACUCGCAAACCUAAAGACAUCAUUUAUGAGAACACCAAACCAGUGGAAUCGGGCUGCUGGAGGCGAAAUCGGAAUCAGAUGGACAUCUGCAACUUGCCUGCAUCCAAAAAAACUGAAACCAUUAAACCGCUGAGGAAGUAUGACACUCUUUCAAGCAACAGGAACCGCAGGCCAUAAGUAUUGGGCUACAUAUAGAAGAAUUGUCCACUGAAAACUAUGGAAGCCUGUUUAAGCCACAUAAGUAUGGUAAAGACAUAAUAAAUCAUAAUUAUGAGAUGAAAAGUCGAAAUAAUGUUUUAAAAAGUUGUAAUUAUAACAUAAAAAGUCAUAAUUUUGACUUUGUCAACUUUUUAUGACUUUUUGUCAUA
Molecule: messenger RNA, 1132 nt
Organism: Megalobrama amblycephala (Wuchang bream)
Lineage: Eukaryota; Metazoa; Chordata; Actinopteri; Cypriniformes; Xenocyprididae
Exons: 6
Coding region: 201-941 (246 amino acids)
Source: RefSeq, a predicted model, not a curated record